Lontra canadensis (Northern American river otter) is the source of this 1311-nucleotide messenger RNA. RefSeq names its product proline rich 13 (gene PRR13). Gene Ontology annotation, cellular component: nucleoplasm. NCBI's taxonomy places the organism in Eukaryota, Metazoa, Chordata, Mammalia, Carnivora, Mustelidae. The record is from RefSeq and is a predicted model, not a curated record. The coding region runs from base 264 to 695 and encodes 143 amino acids. The transcript has 4 exons.
ACCAGGAAGUGAGAACAGAGGAUGAGUCAAGCCCAGGCUGUGGUGUAAAGGAGACGGGGCAUUUGGUUUCCCCAAUUUCCUCCUUUCCUCGACCCUAGGUCAGGGGUCCGUUCGCAACUAGGACGCGGGAUCUCCAUUUGGCGUUUUGAAGGUGGAAGGAGGUGUGUCUACAUAAGGAAGCGGUUGAGAAUCUGUCCAGAACGCCUUCUCCAUUUCGCCGAGAGGCGGGUCUUCUAGCCUGAGGCUGGAGGAAACACCUGGAGAUGUGGAAUCCCAAUGCCGGGCAGCCAGGACCAAAUCCAUAUCCUCCUAACGUGGGGUACCCUGAAGGUUCCAAUCCUGCCCAUCCACCACCACCUGUCAAUCCUGCCUAUCCUCCAGGCCCCUUUCCAACUCCCCCAGGAGUUCCUCAGGGGAAUCCAGCUUUCCCUCCAGGUGGGCCCCUUAAUCCUGUGCUUCAGCCAGGGUAUCCAGGAUGCCAACCCCUAGGUCCCUACCCACCUCCCUACCCGCCACCUGCUCCUGGCUUGCCUCUUGUGAAUCCCGUGGCACCCGGCAUGGUGGGACCAGGAAUGGUGAUGGACAAGAAGAUGCGGAAGAAAAUGAAGAAAGCUCAUAAAAAGAUGCACAAACACCACAAGCAUGGCAAGCAUUCCUCCUCCUCCUCCUCCUCUUCCAGCAGUGACUCUGACUGAAUACAGGGCCUGGACCCUUCCCUCAAGCCUCUCCAGUUCUGCUCUCCCAUCAAGCUUCAGAUGCCAUCUUGUACUGGGGAAAAUUAGCCCUUGUGCCCCUUCUUCCUCAUCCCCCAAUCUGAGCCUUACUCUGCUGUUCAGCCCUAACUAGCGAGGGAAAAUGGGAAAAGAAUUACUAUGGACCAGCAAAGACCAUCUUCUCACUACUUGGAUAGAACUUUUAGCUGACGAGUUUAGCAGGAGAACUGUUUUUUGAGGAUGGUGAGACCUUGGAGCUAAAUGCUGAAGAUGAGUUUAAGAUCUGUAAAAUGUGAUUUUUUUUAAAACUUUAUUUUGUAAUACUUGCAGUUGGGAGGUGUUGUGGAAAUUUAAUUAUGGAAAAAAAGAAACUGUGCCAUUUUUGUAAUGUGUCUGGCACACUUUGAUGAUGUAAUGGCACAUAGAUUUCCCAGCAGCCUUUAUUGGUGGUAUGAACUGUAAGGCUGCCAGGAGGUGGAGUCCAUUUGGUAGAUAAGCUCUGCUUGCCAUUGGAAUCUCACUCCUUAGCUUAGUAGGCUGGCUUAGGUCCUUCUCAUUCUCCACCUCUCAGUCCAAAUAAAGCUUUUUUUUUCCUGGU